Mesorhabditis spiculigera is the source of this 369-nucleotide messenger RNA. The record is from the annotation of a GenBank genome assembly. Lineage: Eukaryota; Metazoa; Nematoda; Chromadorea; Rhabditida; Rhabditidae.
AUGGGAAACGAGUUGUCCUACAAGCAGUAUGUGAAGGAGCAAAACAUGGCCGACACGGCCAUGGUCGAUCACGCGGCGUUGUGUGUGGGCCGGAUCUACCCGAAGCACAAGUCGAUGCGAAUGACGAAUCGGUUCGGCGAGCUACCCACCUACGAAUGGUCGUUUGAUGAACAGGCAAUCAUGGACGGAAUCUCUGAAGCCUUCUCCUCCAAGUACGGCGGAUCUUGGACAUGCCUGGCAGGUCCUAACGCUUCCUUCGGUAUCCACCCGCGCCCGCAAAACUUUAUUCGCUUCGACAUCGAUGAGACCGGCUUCGGAGACAUGAUGAACAGCCAGAAGUCGUUCUGCCGGAUCAUCAUUUUUCAAAAU